AUGAAACUAGGAAAAGCGCAACAGGCAAAUUACUUGCUGUGUUGUGCGUUGCAGGGACACGAGUCAGUGGUAACUUCACAUGCAAAAAGCCUAAUUAUCACUGGUUGAGACCCAGAUCCAUGGGUGAAAUUGUCGGGGGAGCAUCAUUGAAUCAGUCCAAAGGUCCGCGCUGAAGGAGACUCCACCAUGGCGUGUGGGUAUUGCGCAGCAGGGGUAGUCAGAACAUGUCGUUGUCAUGUCGUAAACAGUAAAACAGCACGCGACCUGUUCUUGGCUACUUCCUCAACAUGUCUUAAUUUUCUCAUUGGCUUCGAAGACAACCAGUUUCAUCCUGUGAUCGACUACCAGAUGUGCUUCUGCUUCUCUCAUGCUUUGAGAGUGCAACAAGGUGAGAAUUAUUAGACUUGCAAUGUCUGUGUUAAGUACGAAACUCGCGCAGAAGGGUCCACUGUAUUGCAUCGCCAAGGAGUCGCAUCUUCGACUGUAGUUGAUGAACUGUAUAGGGCAGAAUUGAAAGGCAAAAGAAGCGUGGUACUGCCUAAAGCCAAGAUUUCACGAGAUCUCGUAAUAGCACAAACUCCAGUGGGAUUGAGGCACAGGAAAGGCCUAGGUUGGAGAUCGAGAAAAAAAAAUAAACCGCCAAGAAAUAAUGAAUCAGCGCAUACCUAAAACUCGCACUGCAAGGAUGAAUAAUCCACCGUAUUACGCAGCACAUCGUCAUCAAUGAUAUUCUUGGAUUGCCGACGCGAGAGUUCAAAGUCGUCCUAGGAGGCUCAGAGAAUGGUCGUGUGCCAUCUUGCGCAGGCCAAGUGUACUUGCGACCACAUGUUCCAAAGUGAGCAACAGUCCUGGAGGACCAAGCCAGGUCA
Molecule: messenger RNA, 869 nt
Organism: Fomitiporia mediterranea MF3/22
Lineage: Eukaryota; Fungi; Basidiomycota; Agaricomycetes; Hymenochaetales; Hymenochaetaceae
Exons: 1
Coding region: 187-402 (71 amino acids)
Source: RefSeq, a predicted model, not a curated record